AUGGGGAAAAGAAACAUCUACAACAAGGGGCAUGUUGUUGGGAUUCCGAUUACCUCAUUAGACUAUGCAUCAUUUCCACAAGAUAGGAACUCCCAGAAUUUACUUUUACCUGAUCCUGCUGAUCAGUACCAGCUCCUGCCUUCGCCUUCGCAACGCUAUUCCAAAAUUCGACAUGGUAAAAUUGAUUCGGUUGUUGCAAGGAUGAUCAAACUGGGAACAAGCAUGGAUGUUUUGGCUCAGGGAAUCCGGGAGCAUGUGAGAUUAGGCCCAAAGCUAAGCGAAACAGUGAAAGGAAAGCUGAGCUUGGGGGCAAGAAUUCUCCGGGUUGGUGGAGUGGAGAAGGUGUUCAGGCAGAAGUUUGAUAUUAGAGAUGACGAGAAACUGUUGAAGGCUUGUCAGUGCUACUUAUCAACAACAUCAGGACCGGUCGCCGGACUCCUCUUUGUUUCAGAUUAUAGAGUUGCUUUCUGCAGUGAGAGAUCCAUCAAAGUGUCUUCUCCAACUGGGAAGCUGCUAAAAGUACAUUACAAGGUCAUGAUUCCUUUGAGAAGAAUAAGGAGAGCCACUGAAAGUGAGAAUGUGAUAAACCCAACACAAAAGUAUGUGCAAUUAGUAACAGAAGACAAUUUCGAGUUCUGGUUCAUGGGCUUUCUCAAUCAUCAAAGGACUUUGAAGUUUAUCCAGCAGGCCAUCCAUCAAGUCAGAUGAGAGACUUCAAGCCAAACUACAGCAUGAGCAAAGGAUGAACAACAUUUUGAUUUGAUUUUCACACAAAUAUCUGUACAUAUUUGUGCAUAUAUAUAUAUAUAUUAUUAUUAUUAUGAGAAAUUCACAUUUGAUAUUAAUGGAUGGUCGCAUUUUGAUCUUU
This is a messenger RNA of Andrographis paniculata, 868 nucleotides long. Its product is annotated as putative GEM-like protein 8. The transcript has 4 exons. The coding region runs from base 1 to 708 and encodes 235 amino acids. Lineage: Eukaryota; Viridiplantae; Streptophyta; Magnoliopsida; Lamiales; Acanthaceae. The record is from RefSeq and is a predicted model, not a curated record.